CUUUGCUGAAAAUUGUUUCUAUUUUUGUGAUACGGUUGCUUCUGUGUUUCUGUUUCUGACCGAGUUGUGGGAGAUCCAUAGCGGAAGAAUUUUGACACUUGCCGAUUGUGGUUUUUGAUGCGUGUGUUUUUAACGAUGUUGGCUUUGUAACUCUUGUGUAUUCGUUGUUUGGAUAAUAAAACGGAGUUUUGGCUCAUGAAGGAAUUGAAGAUGCCGGGAAUUGCGACGAACGGGGUUCAUGAUGAAGGGGGAGGUGAUGAGACGAAUGAGAACCCUGAUUCCUCCUCUAAGGAGGCCUUGAAUCCGGUUGGGUCGCCGAGGGGUUCUUCGAGUCCGCAAAGAGGCCAAGGUGGUGGUGCUGAUCAUGGGGGUGAUCGGGUGGCUGAGCCCUCCAUUGAACAGCUUUAUGAGAAUGUGUGUGACAUGCAGAGUUCUGAUCGGUCGCCGUCGAGGCAAAGCUUUGGAUCCGAUGGUGAUGAGUCUAGAAUUGAUUCGGAGUUGAGGCAUCUAGUUGGAGGAAGGAUGAGGGAGGUGGAGAUAAUGGAAGAGGAAGUGGGGGAGGGGAAAGGGCCAGAAGGGAGUUCAAGUAGUGAAAUAUCUUCUGGAUUGGGUGGUUUAUCCAAUGAUAAGAAGUUGGAUAAGGUGGAUGAGAUUAAGGAGAUUCAGCCUGCAGCUACUAGUUCUGGUUCUGGUUUUGAUUCCUCAGAAAAAUCUGCCAAAGCAGCAGCAUCGAAUUCUCAGGUGGAACCUGAUGCUUCUUCGCCCAAAUCGACAACCAAGGGAAAAAGUCCUCUUCCGAAAGCUCCUAUUCAGAGAAAGAAUGGUAGUAAGCCUUUGAGGAAACAGAUUAGUGGAGUUAGUAGAGUGAAGAAUACGAAGAAUUCUCCUGUGGGUAAGUCAGUGCCGCGAAACCGAGUUGAGAGUACGGCUCAGUCAGCAUUAGAGAGACCUGAACGGGCACCGUUUUUACUAAAGCAAGCCAGAGAUCUGAUCUCAUCAGGAGAUAAUCCGCAGAAGGCUCUUGAGUUAGGUCUUCAGGCAAUGAAACUGUUUGAGAAGCUUGGUAAUGGGAAACCAAGUUUGGAGCUGGUGAUGUGUUUACAUGUUAUAGCAGCAAUAUAUUGCAGCCUGGGUCAAUAUGGUGAUGCAAUUCCGAUUCUUGAGCGAUCAAUUGAGAUUCCUGUUAUUGAGGAAAGUCAACAGCACGCCCUUGCUAAAUUUGCCGGUCACAUGCAACUGGGAGAUACCUAUGCCAUGCUGGGACAGCUUGAGAAUUCAAUUUCAUGCUACACCACUGGGUUAGAAGUCCAAAGGCAGGUUUUGGGAGAGACAGACCCAAGAGUUGGUGAAACUUGUCGGUAUGUGGCUGAAGCUAAUGUUCAAGCUUUGCAAUUUGAUGAAGCAGAGAGGCUAUGUCAAAUGGCUCUUGACAUUCAUAAAGAAAAUAAUUCAGCUCCAUCUCUUGAAGAGGUAGCUGAUAGGAGGCUCAUGGGUCUUAUAUGUGAGACAAAGGGAAAUCACGAAGCAGCUCUUGAGCAUCUUGUUUUAGCCAGCAUGGCAAUGGUAGCUAAUGGCCAGGAAGCGGAAGUGGCGGCUGUUGACUGCAGCAUUGGAGACACUUACUUAUCCUUGUCUCGAUAUGAUGAGGCUGUCUUUGCAUAUCAGAAAGCGCUAACCGUUUUCAAGAACAGCAAAGGAGAGAAUCAUCCAACAGUGGGAUUAGUCUUUGUACGUUUGGCAGACUUGUAUAAUAGGACAGGGAAGAUAAGGGAAUCAAAAUCGUAUUGCGAGAGUGCGCUCAAAAUAUAUGAGAAUCCUAUGAGUGGAGUUCCUCCAGAGGAGAUUGCUAGUGGUUUUACGAGUAUUUCAACUAUCUAUGAGUCAAUGAAUGAGCUUGAACAGGCACUCAAGUUACUGCAGAAGGCACUGGAGAUAUAUAAUGAUGCCCCUGGUCAGCAAAGCACAAUAGCUGGAAUUGAAGCUCAGAUGGGAGUCAUGUACUACAUGUUGGGGAACUAUUCCGAAUCUUACAACACUUUGAAGGAUGCUAUUUCAAAGCUUCGUGCUAUUGGAGAAAAGAAAUCAUCCUUCUUUGGUAUUGCUCUUAAUCAAAUGGGACUUGCCUGUGUGCAGCGUUAUGCCUUAAACGAGGCUACAGAAUUAUUUGAAGAAGCAAAGAUUAUUUUGGAACAUGAGUAUGGACCGUAUCACCCAGAAACACUUGGGGUGUAUAGUAAUCUUGCUGGCACGUAUGAUGCAAUUGGCAGGUUGGAUGAUGCAAUUCAACUUCUGGAGUACGUCGUUAGCAUGAGGGAGGAGAAGCUUGGGACAGCAAACCCUGACGUGGAUGAUGAGAAGAGAAGGUUGGGUGAGUUGUUGAAGGAGGCAGGUAGAGUUCGGAGCAGAAAAGCCAGGUCACUUGAAAACCUUCUUGAUGGCAAUGCUCACACUGUAAACAACGUUGUCAUCAGUGCCUGACGAGGAUGUCUAUCAAUGACUCAUCAAACAAAAUCAGUGUUUUGCAGGAACUCGUAGUAGUGGAGCAAGCUAAAAUGUAGAAGAGAUAAACCUGUCCGGACACUAAAUUUAUUGGAUAUAAUUGAAUGAUUGAAGAGUGUUAUAGUUGAUCGGGUACAAAUUGGAAGAGUGUAAUUUUUGUGCUAAAUUAUUAUUUAAAAGCUAUGUUGUUGUUUAUAUGAUAUGAUGUAAUUAUGGUACAUAGAUACACCCCUUGUUUUGUGUAUACAACAUUUUUCUCAUGUUUCAAAUAUCACCAGAGAAGGUUUUUCUUCUCUCAUUGUUUGGAGACUACA
This is a messenger RNA of Cajanus cajan (pigeon pea), 2813 nucleotides long. RefSeq names its product protein KINESIN LIGHT CHAIN-RELATED 3. Gene Ontology annotation, molecular function: protein binding. The record is from RefSeq and is a predicted model, not a curated record. Lineage: Eukaryota; Viridiplantae; Streptophyta; Magnoliopsida; Fabales; Fabaceae.